This is a messenger RNA of Electrophorus electricus (electric eel), 1097 nucleotides long. The record is from RefSeq and is a predicted model, not a curated record. NCBI's taxonomy places the organism in Eukaryota, Metazoa, Chordata, Actinopteri, Gymnotiformes, Gymnotidae.
AUGAACAAGAUCAUUGUGUAUGAGCAUUGUAACUUCCAGGGUCUCAGCAGAGAGUUUACUUCCAAUGUCUCCAACUUGAUUGAUCACAGUUUUAAUGACUGCAUCUCCUCUUUGAAGAUAUUUGGUAACCCAUGGGUGGUAUACAGACACGUCAAUUUCAAGGACAUCCUGGCUGUCUAUGAAGAGGGAGAAUACUCUGCAGUGCAACACAAUGAUACUAUUUCUUCAAUGGAGUUAGUGACAGAAGACCUGACAGAUCCUCAGAUCACACUGUAUGAACAUGUAAACUACGGGGGCCAGAAGAUUGUUGUUAACUGUGAGACCUCUCUGUGCUCUGGUUCUUUCAAUGAUCUUGCAUCUUCUCAUAAGGUGCAGAGAGGAGCCUGGAUCCUAUAUGAGCAUGCAAAUAGAGGUGGAUCUUUCAUGGUGGCAAGAGCUUCUCAUUGUGUGCCCAACUAUGGUUUGUUCAAUGACAAACUGUCUCACCUUCACCCUCUUAAGCCAGGUAGACCCAUUAUAUCAGCAGAGGUCCAGUGGGACAAGAAGGAGGAUCAAGUGAAAUCUGUGGUCAUUGAGUCUCUGUGUGGUCUGAAUCAUGGAGAACAUGAACAAACCUUCUCCACACAGCUGAUACGAGAGUACGACACAUCUGUCACUGAGAGUUUCCGCUUCAGCAUUGAUACAACCAUCACCUUGGGAUCAAAAUUUGAGGUAGAUAUCUUUGUGAAGGCAGAGCAGAACCUCUCUUUGAGUAAUACUUUCACUGUGGAGAGGGGAAGCACCAACGCUAGAACUGAGAAGAAGAGUGUCCGAGUCACCCUGCCAGUCAAAGUCCCUCCCCACACCAAGCUCACUGUGAACGUGGUGAGGAAGGAGGUGGAUGUGAAGGUCCCAGUCAAGCUGACCAUCACCACAGGUAGCCACAGUGAAGUCGAGUAUGGGGAAUACAGAUGCCAAUGUGGGACCUCAGUCAUGACUGAAUUCAUAGAGGAGAAGAUCUAGUGCAGCAACUGCCCAGUUCUGCCUUCUUCAUGUUUCCAGUGAGCCAGGUUGGUGUAGAGAUGUUUCCGCUCUCAGUACCUACUACGCGCUUCUGA